Cherax quadricarinatus is the source of this 822-nucleotide messenger RNA. The record is from RefSeq and is a predicted model, not a curated record. Lineage: Eukaryota; Metazoa; Arthropoda; Malacostraca; Decapoda; Parastacidae.
AUGCUUUCCCGACUUUAUACGUACGAGCUGCCUGGUCACCUCGAAUUCUGUUUGGGGCACCUCGAGUGCUGUGCGUCCCUCGAAUUUGCUGACGGCACCCCAAUGUCUGCUGACGUCACCCGGAUGUCUGCUGACCGGCUACACUUAAUGGAGUUGCAGCUGGCAACUUCAGAAACCCCACGUAGACUCUUGCGGCAUGGGUCCUGUGCUUUUAGCCAGAUUUACCGAGCUUAUGUGGACACACUUCCUCAAGCUAAGGUGUUCUUGACAGCUGCCUUACACCAGCCAAUAGUACAGUUGUUGAUGGAAGAUGAACUGUUCCUUGAUAUAGACCCCUCAAAAGCUGCUGUCCGUUUUCCUGCUGAGGAGCGCCUCAGAAGGUUUGGUAAAGAGGGCACUCCAGAAUACAAUGCUGCCUUGGCAAAGUAUCGAGCUUGGACCAUUGCCAAGCUUGUAAAAAUUACUGACAGGUUCAUGGAGAGUAUCAAGGAAGCUAUGAACUGCUUCCCUCCUCAGCUUUCUUGGCUUGUCAGAAUUCUUUAUGAUGUGCUUCUAACAGCCAAGCGAGCAGACACGAGAGAAGUCAGUGCCAUCUGUGUAGAUUUGGUGUUUGCAUUUUUUCUUUGCCCAGCUCUUGUCACACCAGAGCCUCAUGGGAUUUGUGAUGCACCAAUAUCCCACAUAUCAAGAUUUAAUCUUAUACAGGUAGCUCAAAUCCUGCAAGUUUUGGCUAUGAGUCGAUGGGAAACGCCUGAUCACCGUCUCUCUGAUCUCUACUCCCACUUUGAGAAGGAGGUAAAAUAUAGUGGAAUUAAUACAUAA